GUUCUCUCCGAAUCCUCCCCAACUGGCAUUUCUGGGAUUAAAUUGAACCAGAAACGCAGAUUUCACACAGUACACACACUGGUGUGGAUAAAUUGGGAGUGAUUUUGUCUCCAUUGAUUAACCAGAAACGCACGGAGUCCUUGAUUUGGAGUAGCUGAAUUUGAAAGAAAAGAUGAUGAAGAUGGGAUCGGAUGAGAAUUUUCCGGGCGUGAUCAAGCCUUCUUCAAACGCUCAAGGGGGUUUGAAGGGUGGAGUUGGAAAAUUUGCAGCUGGUGUGGGGAACAACAGAAGGGCUUUGAGUGUAAUCAAUAGGAACAUCAUUGGAGCUCCUCCUUACCCUUGUGCUGUUCACAAAAGAGGGGUUUUGGCAGAGAAAAACGAGGCCGGUGGUAAGAACUGUGUCGGUCCAGUGCAUCGUGCUGGCACAAGGAAGUUUGCUUCUGGAUUGGCUGGAAAAGCACAGCAUUCCUCAUUUCAGGAAGUGAAGCCAUCAUCAGUUCGUCGAACUACUUCAAGUACGAACCAGCCCCACGACUGCAUUAUUAUCGAUGCAGAUGAUGACUACAAGAAUUUGGAUGAUCAUGAUGUGCCAAUGUUUGUGCAGCACACAGAAGCUAUGCUGGAAGAGAUUGAUCGAAUGGAUGUUGAAGUUGAAAUGGAAGAUAUCGAUGGGGAGGACGAGGAGGAGCCAGUAAUCGAUAUAGAUAGCUGUGAUAAAAGCAAUCCACUUGCAGUUACUGAAUACAUUGAUGAUUUAUACACUUACUAUAAAAAGAUGGAGAGCUCAUGCUGUGUCCCUUCAAACUAUAUGGCACGCCAGUCUGAUAUCAACGAACGAAUGAGAGGCAUCCUCAUUGACUGGCUGAUCGAGGUGCAUUACAAGUUCGAACUGAUGGACGAGACGCUGUAUCUAACUGUCAAUCUGAUAGAUAGAUUCUUAGCCCUCCAACCAGUGGUGAGGAAGAAACUGCAGCUAGUUGGUGUCACUGCUAUGCUCCUAGCUUGCAAAUACGAGGAAGUCUCUGUCCCCGUUGUCGAGGAUCUUAUUGUGAUAUCCGAUAAAGCCUACUGCAGAAAAGAAGUCCUAGACAUGGAGAAGUUGAUUGUGAAUACCUUGCAGUUCAAUAUGUCGUUGCCAACGCCCUACGUGUUCAUGAAGCGUUUCUUGAAAGCCGCACAAUCUGAUAACAAGAUGGAGCUUUUGUCCUUCUUCAUAAUCGAGCUCUGCCUCGUUGAGUACGAGAUGCUGUGCUUCACUCCAUCGAUGCUAGCAGCUGCUGCCGUCUUCACUGCUCAAUGCACUCUCAGUGGAUGCAAGAAAUGGAGCAAGACGAGCCAAGUGCAUACGAGCUACACUCAAGAACAGCUCAUGGAAUGUGCGGCGCUGAUGGUGAAUUUCCACCAGAAGUCGGGAACCGGAAAGCUCAGUGGUGUGCAUAAGAAGUAUAGUACUUCCAAAUAUGGCUAUGUUGCAAGAAUCAAACCUGCUGAUUUUCUCAUUGAUGAUGAAUACUGAUUUGUAUUGAUGAUCAAUGCUGCGUAGAUUGACACAAUCCAACACUGUGUUAUGUAAUUUUCUGUCCAAGAAAAUUCACUAUUUUUACUAUAUUUGAUGUGUAUAUAUGUUGAUGGGAUACUUGCUUAA
Messenger RNA from Salvia hispanica, 1645 nucleotides. RefSeq names its product cyclin-B2-4-like. Gene Ontology annotation, biological process: mitotic cell cycle phase transition. Gene Ontology annotation, molecular function: cyclin-dependent protein serine/threonine kinase regulator activity. The record is from RefSeq and is a predicted model, not a curated record. Lineage: Eukaryota; Viridiplantae; Streptophyta; Magnoliopsida; Lamiales; Lamiaceae.